This is a messenger RNA of Anolis sagrei ordinatus, 902 nucleotides long. It is a transcript of the gene EXOSC3, whose product is annotated as exosome component 3. Gene Ontology annotation, molecular function: RNA binding. Gene Ontology annotation, cellular component: nuclear exosome (RNase complex); cytoplasmic exosome (RNase complex). The record is from RefSeq and is a predicted model, not a curated record. Gene Ontology annotation, biological process: nuclear polyadenylation-dependent rRNA catabolic process; U4 snRNA 3'-end processing; exonucleolytic trimming to generate mature 3'-end of 5.8S rRNA from tricistronic rRNA transcript (SSU-rRNA, 5.8S rRNA, LSU-rRNA). Lineage: Eukaryota; Metazoa; Chordata; Lepidosauria; Squamata; Anolidae.
AGACCUCAACGUCCGCUCGCGCAGUCAUGGCGGACGUCGGUGCCUGCGAGGCCCAGGAGCGAGUCGGGCGAGUGGUGCUGCCGGGGGAGGCGCUGCUCCUGCCGGGCCACGCAGAGGCGGACAACGAGCGGCUACGCUUGUCGGCCAACGGGCCUCAGAAGGGGAAGCUGGUGUGCGGGCCGGGCCUGAGGCGCGGCGGAGAAGGCCUGCUGGUUACGAAGUGCGGCCUACUUCGUUACCGCGGCCCCGGAAGUGGCUCCGGAGGCGUUUAUUGGGUAGACUCUCAGCAGAGGCGGUAUGUACCAGUCAAGGGAGACCACGUGAUAGGCAUAGUAACUGCCAAAGCUGGAGACAUAUUCAAGGUGGAUGUUGGAGGAAGUGAGCAGGCCUCUCUCUCCUACUUGGCAUUUGAAGGGGCAACCAAAAGGAACAGGCCAAAUGUACAGGUGGGAGAUCUUAUUUAUGGACAAUUCAUUGUUGCUAAUAAAGACAUGGAACCUGAGAUGGUGUGUAUAGACAGCAGUGGCCGGGCAAAUGGAAUGGGAGUCAUUGGACAAGAUGGUUUCUUAUUCAAGGUUUCAUUAGGCCUAAUCAGAAAACUCCUAGCUCCAGACUGUGAAAUUAUCCAGGAUUUGGGACAACUAUAUCCAUUUGAGUUGGUGUUAGGAAUGAAUGGAAGAAUUUGGGUGAAAGCCAAAACAAUUCAACAAACUUUAAUUGUGACAAACGUCCUGGAAGCCUGUGAGCACAUGACUGCAGAACAGAGGAAACAAGCAGUUGCCAAAGUGUUAGAAAACCAAUAAAGGGAGGAAGCAGCUCUUUCAUUUUAUAUUGCUGGAAUAUGGAGACAACAAUAUUUUUUUUUUACUUUUGUAUUAAAUUAAAAAAUGUUACCAUUCUAA